CGUAGGAUUUGACGUACACUGACGUACGUAUGCGGAAGUUCAUUUGUAAACAAAAACGACAAUCACAUAAUUUCUCCUCUGAGACAAUUCAAAACGAAACAAAUACACAUCUCUUGGAGUAUAUCUUGUUAAACGUUCCUGAUGUGUGGCAGUGCUUGAUGCUCAGUACUGUAAGAAGACAUACUUCGGUGUCGUAGGCCUGGAGGCACGACUGCAGCCAGCAUGUCAAGGAAACAGACAUCAAAACCUGUGCGGAGCAAUAAAAAGAGCGAACUGGAACGCAAGAGGGAUGACCGGGCAGCUCGCCGGGCCAUUGUGAAAGACCGCAAGAACCGGCCUCAGGAUGGUGAUGAAGGAGCAGAGUUUGCCAGUUUCUCCAUUCAGCUCCAGGCACUGGGACUUAAGCUGAGAGAAGUCCCCGGGGAUGGAAACUGCCUGUUCAGAGCUUUAGGCGACCAGUUAGAGGGUCACUCCCGGGGUCACCUGCGGCUUCGCCAGGAGACUGUCCAGUAUAUGACGUCCUAUCGACAAGACUUUGAACCCUUCGUCGAAGAUGAUGUGCCCUUCACACAGCACUUGUCGAGCCUCUCUCAGCCCGGUACAUUUGCUGGCAAUGACGCUAUUGUAGCCUUUGCUCGCAGUCAACAGGUGAAAGUGGUCAUCCAUCAGCUGAACACACCACUGUGGGAGAUAAAUGGUGCAGAGAAGCAGGUGUGCAGAGAGCUACACAUUGCCUACCGCUAUGGAGAUCAUUAUGACAGUGUCAGGCGGGUCGGAGACAACUCUGAAAGUCCUGCUCAGCUCCGCAUAGAGAAUAUGCAGAAUUCGCCAGGCCAGCAGCGUGAGUUUGGGGACGGUCAGAGGGAGCGACACAAAAACCCUUCCCCCACAGCCUUCGAGGAGGACAACGUGAUCCUGAGCUCCAUCAAGAAUCGAGGAAUCCAGGUUGAUGAGGAGAACCUUCUCCAGCUGAGUGCAGCCACCAUCAAUGCUGAAUGGCUUGUCGGCUCGGUGCUGGGUCAGUCCUGCCAGGGCCAAUGCUCCUCAGGAUCCUGCUCAGCCUGCAGAGCUACAGCCACAGACUGCAGCGAGCACAAGCAGUCAGCAGAGGGCAGCAACCUACAAAAACCUAAGGUAUCAAACAAGCAGAGGAAGGAGCAGCAGAGGCAAGAGAAGAAGAAGCGUCAGGAGGACAGGCAUCGGCAAAAGUUUCUCCAGAGCAAUGGAAGCCAGGACCAGAACCAGAACCUGCCGGAAUCUGUUACUUUAGUACCAGCUCUCAACACUCUCAGUAUAUAGACUGGAGCAUCGCCAAAAUUACCUACUGCUACUCUAGCUAUUGGUGGCUGACGCUGUCCACAAAGUUUUGCACAUAGAGUCAGAGUUGAUUGUCACAGUGGAUGACUUUUCCUAAAGAGAACCCUAUAGUUUCUUUGCAAACAGUAUAACGGUGCCUGCAAACUUGUGUGUGUGUGUGUCUGUGUGCGUGUGUGCGUGUGAAGGAUGUAAAAGUGAAAGAGGAACAAUCAGUGUUUCUGCUAGGUUCAAUACCUGGUUGGUGUUGGUUUAUGUUGGAACUCCUCAGAGCUGUUCUACCUUCCACGCUACCUAUCCCCUCUCUCUCUAUGCUGGAAUUCUGGCUUUCCACGGCAACCAUACAGAUAAUUUCAUGCAGCCGGGCCUUUUGGUUUUGCCACAGAUUUGGGUUAACGUUUGUUCAGAUGUUCAGAUCAUUCAGUUUGUAUGAUCUGACCAAAGUAUAAAAUAACGUAAGGGCGAAAGUUGAAUUAUGUUCAUGCACACUGUGUAAGGAAUGUGGCAAUAAAACUUAAAUAAAUUAUAAAA
Molecule: messenger RNA, 1845 nt
Organism: Hippoglossus stenolepis (Pacific halibut)
Lineage: Eukaryota; Metazoa; Chordata; Actinopteri; Pleuronectiformes; Pleuronectidae
Gene: otud3
Product: OTU deubiquitinase 3
Exons: 8
Coding region: 223-1299 (358 amino acids)
Biological process (GO): protein deubiquitination
Molecular function (GO): cysteine-type deubiquitinase activity
Source: RefSeq, a predicted model, not a curated record